Messenger RNA from Ooceraea biroi (clonal raider ant), 4006 nucleotides. RefSeq names its product protein FAM200A. The record is from RefSeq and is a predicted model, not a curated record. Gene Ontology annotation, molecular function: zinc ion binding; nucleic acid binding; protein dimerization activity. NCBI's taxonomy places the organism in Eukaryota, Metazoa, Arthropoda, Insecta, Hymenoptera, Formicidae.
CGGUUAGGUUUUUUGAACGCACUCUGAAUUCUACAAGAUACUUUCGAUUCUUUUUCUUCUUUUAAAUAAAAAGAAGAACACGUGUAGCUGAUCGCGCAUUAAAUUUAUUAAAAGUUACGCGCGCAGUGUUUAUAUUCAACUGUUGCUCGUUUUAUAUCGCUUGCAUCAUCUGUCGAUAAAACACGGUACAGCAAAGAGGAGAGAUGUAGAAUUUUACGUGGUGCACGACAAACUAGUAGAAAACAGCAAUUCCAGAUUGAAUAUAUAAGAUUGACGUCGAUGGAAGCUAAGUAAAUUGUCGGACAGAUAAAUGAUUAAAUUUGUUUCAGAGCAAGUAACAGUCAGGAUCGUCGUGUACGAUACGAACGUAGAGGACGUUUUGCAAUCUUGACGGCAUUACAGCCCUCAUGAAUUUAAUGAUACUUUGACCGAUCACUUUGAUCGAGACGUUUUUCACUGGAUACGCAAAGCGAAGAGGUGUAAAAUUUUAUGUGCCGGACAACAAACUGGUAGUCGAUCAGAAAGAAGCAAUUCCAGUUUGAAUACAUCGGACUGACAUCGAUGGAAGCUAAGGAAAUUGUCAGACAGAUAAAUGAUGAAAUAACACUCAGGAUCAAUGUAGGGGAGGACAUUGCUUUGACCGAGACGACGUUUUCACUGGAUAUCAUCCGCCAGUAGAAGAGCGUGGUAUUUCAUUUGGCGCGCAACAAACUGGUAGCCGAAUCGGAAGAAGCAAUUCCAGAUCAAACACAUAUCGGAUCGACAUGGACAGAAGACAGUUUAAUAGAAAUUGUCUGUAUACUAUUUAUUUCUUGCUUUUCAUACAGCGCAAUCUAAGAGUCUAUUGCAAAUGAUUGAGGUUAAGUGGCAGUCAGGAUCAUCGUCAACGUAUACAUAGAGAACAGUUUAGAGCAGUCUUAGUGGCCUCGUAAAUUUACGAAGCGAUACUUUGACAUCACUUUAACCGAGACGUGGCUAUUUCUUUCUUUACUUUCUUCUUUUUUCUCUUUGUUUCGUGCGUUUCUUCCAAUGGAAUCAUUGGACAAAGAAGAAUUGAGCAAAAAAUCUAAGCGAAGUUUCGUACAAGCUUGGCUUAAGGAUGAUCGUUAUAAACAAUGGAUAUGUGCAGUAUCGUUCGAUGACACUCUCUAUCAUUGCACUGUAUGUAAUAGAAAUUUUUCGUGCAACGCAUCACAUGUUUCCAGACACGCAGAUUCUGCGUGUCAUCGAAAACAUUUAAAAAAAAGCACGUCAUUAUCUAAUGACGAUGACAUUAAUGUACAAAAUAAAACGUUAACUAGACCAGUAUUUAAAAACGAAUGGCUAGAUGUAAGUAAUUUUAAACUAUGGUUACGUGAAGUUCCGGAUAACGAAAGUGUAUGUUUUUGUGCAAUUUGCGAUAAAAGCUUUACUGCUCGUUUAUCGCAGAUUCGUCGGCACGCAGAAUCUCAAAAUCAUUUAAACACGUGUAAAAGGAAAGGUAUUGAAACGAGCGAGGUAAACGACGAUAUCAAUACCGACGAUGAAGAUGAAGCUCUUUUAACGUUUGAUGCGCGUAAAAAAACAGCGGAAAUACAAUUUGCCGCUUUAAUUGCAGAAAAAAAUAUACCUUUUCAAACUGCACAAGACAUUUUGAACUUUUUCCAAGAAAUAGGACAGGAACCUAAGGUGUUGAAAAAUAUGAACAUGGGUCGAACGAAAUGUAGCAAUAUAAUUUCCAACGUUUUGUGUCCGGUCGAGAUCGAACGCGUCGUUAACAAGCUGCAGAGAACAAAAUUCUCCAUUUUCAUUGAUGAAGCAUCUGACAUCUGCAACGAAAAAUGGAUGAUAUUGUUCGUCCGAUACGUUGAUCCUGAGACAUUAGAUAUUCGCUCACAAUUAUUGAAAUUGAUCAACAUUGAUACGGGAGAUUCCAAUGCCGACAACUUAUUCCAUACAUUUCAGUGUGAAAUGAAGAAACUGCAGAUUCCCUUUUCAAAUAUUAUUGCCUUGUCGUGUGACAAUACACCCGUAAUGACAGGGAAACAUUUAUCUUUUGAAACUAAAUUGAGAGGGAUGUGCAAAUAUUUGUUAACAUUUCCAUGCCCGUGCCAUUCUUCCGCAUUAGCUGCGCACGCUGCAUGUGCGAAGAUACCGUCAUUUUGUGAGAGGUUUCUGAAAAAGAUAGUUAAUUAUAUUAAUAGAAUAAAUCAUUCGAAACAUUCGGCAACUUUUAACGAGUUUUCUGAUUGCUUUCAAGAAACGUAUCGCAAAAUUUUAAAAUUAAGUGACACGCGCUGGAUAUCUCACUACAUAUGUGUCGAAAGACUUCUCGAGUCAUGGCAUACAAUUCAAUACUUUCUGCAAGAAAUGAUCGCGAGCGAUAAAACAAAAUCUGCAGAACAUCUUUUGUCGAUGAUGGAAAAUGCAGAAAUGAAAGCUUAUUUUCUUUUCGUUAAACAUAUCUUAUAUCUGUUUAACGAAUUUAGUGUAUUCUUCCAAUCUACAGAAACGAGGAUCCAUUUCUUGCAAAUAAAAUCAGUUAACUUUCUUUUCCAAGUCUGCCAAAAUUUUAUUAAAAAGGAUUAUCUAAAAGAUAUAGCCACAAAUAUUAAUUUUGCACAAAAAAAAAUUCAAAAAGAUACGAAUGAGAUUUUUCUUGGAUCAGAAUGUGAGGAAUAUCUCAACAAUUUAAUGAUAGAGGGUCACAUAGAUACAAUUACAACCAUUCGACAAAACUGUUUACAAUUUUACAUCGUUGCUGCACAAGAAAUACGUAAAAGAUUGCCCAUUACAAAUGAUUUUUUGAAUAAUUUACAAGUUUUUGGAGCAUCUAUGUCUCUAUUAGAUGAUAAUAGAGAAACAUCGUUCCACCAUGUCUCUUUCGUUGCGAGAAAUCUUGGUGGCUUCGAUGAAGAGUACCUAAAAGAAGAGUGGUUUACUUUACCAACAGAUUUUACUACAGAAGAAAAAAAGAGUAUGGCGGCAUUAAAUUUUGACGACAUGUGGAAAGCAAUCGUGCAGCGCCAAUUGCCAAAUAGUAUUUAUAAAUAUCCCAAUUUGAGAAAUAUUCUCAAUGCUGUUCGAUCAUUUCCUAAUUCAAACGCAGAUCCGGAGAGAAUGUUUUCAAUCUUAACUGAAUUAAAAUCCAACACACGUAACAAGCUUUCUUCGACAUGCGUUAAUGCUACUUGCGUACUAAAAUCAGCGUUGAAAAACAGAGGCGAAACAGGUACUAGUGUAAUAAUAAACCGACCGCAUUUGUCUCGUAUGAUGUCUGACAAAUUAUAUCCAACUUUUCCUACAAAAAAGAAAAAAGAAGAAAGUAAUUCUACUUUACACGAUGCAAAUGAAAUUGCUGGUUGCUCGUACGAAUAAUUGCAGUUUCUAUGCUUUUAUCUGGAAUACGACUUUUAAUUACACAAAUAUUAUAAAACGAGAAGAAUUUAAUCUGGUUUUAAUGUUUAUAGGGUGUCACAGAAUAACUGCACCAGAAGAGUUCUCGAAUCAAAGAAAAUCACUUUUUUCUUUACGAAACUUCAAUCCGAACGAUAGUUUUUAAACGAGAGCUAUUUCAAGUUACUGGGUCGCGUGCCAGUCAGGAGUCGAGGCUCGUGCCGCAUCAUCAAGUAUCACGUGAGUGGUGGAUGGAAAAAUUGUUUAAAAGGAUAAUUGACGCUGGCACACCAAUAUGAUAAAGUUAAAAACUAUCAUUGGGUUUUCGUAAGGGAAAAAGUUGUUUUCUUUGCUCUCAGGAAUCUUUUGGUAUAUUUCGCGCGUGAUUAUUCUGGAAUACCCUAUAGAAGCGCGCGUCUCACAUUGUUGAUUGUAACGGACAUUAUUGUUUCAUAUAUUUUAACGUUCAGUAGCACCAAAUGUUUUUCCAUAAAAUGAAAAAUGUGUUAUAUUCCAUUUGUUCAUAUUCAUUACGUUUUAAAAAAUAUGUAUCUUAAUAAUUAUAUUCCUACAUUAUGUAUUUUGUAAUAAAGAUAGUUGAUAUUUUGUGUCAUAAGGUUUGUAAGGAAAA